CGCUUUAGUAACAAUGCCGUUUACAUGAGACACGCUUUAAAAAAUAAUAUAUAUCUUUUAAUAUAAAUAAAAUUUUUGAUUUUGGAUUUGAAGUCUCAAGAUGAUCUCAAUUCAAACAAAGAUAUGUCUUCAUUGUAUCAGCAAAUCUGCAUUUUUUAUCAGUAAAAGUAUUUCAACAACUCCACGAAUUGUAGUCACUGGAUUAGGUCUUGUUUGCCCGCUAGGUGUUGGUGUCAAAUAUGCAUGGCCUAGACUUUUAAAUGGUGAAUGUGGUGUUUCUAUUCUACCUCAAGAAAAGUAUCGAGGUAUACCCUGUCAAGUUGCAGCAUUUGUUCCAAAGGGAUCAAAUCCAGGGGAGUUUACCUAUGAAAAUUUUCAAAAGUCUGAAGUUAGAAGUAUGUCUUUGGCCUCUAUGUAUGGUUUGACAGCUGCAAAAGAAGCUAUUGAAGAUGCUGGUUGGCAACCUACAAGUGAAAAUGAAAAAAAUUGUACAGGAGUAGCAAUAGGAACAGGUGUGAUUGAUUUAGAAGAAGUAACAGAUACAGGUUGCGGCCUCAGAGAUAAAGGUUAUCGUACAGUCAGCCCUCAUUUUGUAACAAAAACUUUAGUUAAUAUUCCUGCUGGAUAUAUCAGUAUGAAAUAUGAUUGUAGAGGUCCAAAUCAUGCUGUAUCUACUGCAUGUACAACUGGAGUCCAUGCAAUUGGAGAUGCUUUUAAUUUUCUUAGGAAAGGAGAUGCUUCUGUAAUGAUUUGUGGUAGUACAGAAGCUGCAAUAGGUCCGCUAUCUAUUGCAGCCUUUUCAAGAAUGAGAGCAUUAUCUACAAACUUUAAUUCUGAACCACAAAAAUCAUCUCGUCCGUUUGAUAAGAAGCGUGAUGGAUUUGUUAUGGGAGAGGGAGCUGGUGUUAUAAUUUUAGAAACUUUGGAGCAUGCCAAAAAAAGAAAUGCAAAAAUUUAUGCAGAAAUAUUAGGAUAUGGUUUAUCUGGUGAUGCUUAUCAUGUUACUGCACCCAGAGAAGAUGGUGGUGGUGCAUAUCGUUGCAUGAAUGCAGCUAUAAAUGAUACUCAUAUUGAUAAAGAGUCUAUAUUUUAUAUUAAUGCUCAUGCAACUUCCACUCCUCAGGGAGACAAUGCUGAAAUCACAGCAAUCAAAAGAUUAUUUGGCAAUCAUGCCGAAAAACUUGCUAUAUCUUCUACCAAAGGUGCCAUUGGACAUUUAUUAGGAGCUGCAGGAAGUGUAGAAGCUAUUUUUACCAUUUUAUCUUGCCACACAAGUACUGUUCCUCCAACUGUUAACCUAGAAGAACCAGAAGAUCAGUUUAAAACUUUAAAUUUUGUGCCAAAUAAAUCUCAGUCGUGGCCUCUAAUGGAAAAUUCUAAAUGCAAUCAAAGAAUUGCUUUAACCAAUUCUUUUGGUUUUGGUGGUACUAAUGCAUCAUUGGUAAUUAGUAAUUUUAUUUAAUGAAAAUAUUAAUAUAUUGUAUAUA
Messenger RNA from Centruroides sculpturatus (bark scorpion), 1487 nucleotides. RefSeq names its product 3-oxoacyl-[acyl-carrier-protein] synthase, mitochondrial-like. Lineage: Eukaryota; Metazoa; Arthropoda; Arachnida; Scorpiones; Buthidae. Bases 101 to 1462 code for a protein of 453 amino acids. The transcript has 2 exons. Gene Ontology annotation, molecular function: 3-oxoacyl-[acyl-carrier-protein] synthase activity. Gene Ontology annotation, biological process: fatty acid biosynthetic process. The record is from RefSeq and is a predicted model, not a curated record.